AUGGCUCAUGUGUUUGUUUUGGUCUGCUUUUGGCAUCUGACUGGUGUGUUGGGAGAGUCAGUGUUAGUGUUGGAGGGAGAUUCAGUGACUUUACACACUGGGUUAACUGAACUGCUGGAGGAUGAACUGAUUAAGUGGAGGUUUGGAGCUGAAAACACUUUAAUAACUAAAAUCAAUGUAAUGGACAACAGAAUCACCAUAUAUGAAGAUGUUCUUGAUGGGAGAUUCAGAAACAGACUGAAGGUGGAUCAAACUGCAUCUCUGACCAUCACGAACAUCACAACUGAACAUGCUGGAGUUUAUCAACUACAGACCAACAGCCUGAGCAAGAGUUUCAGCAUCACUGUUUAUGCUCGCCUGCCUGUUCCUGUCCUCAUCAGAGACUGUUCUUCAUCCUCAUCUUCAUCAGUGCAGUAUUGUUCAGUGUUGUGUUCAGUGGUGAAUGUGAGCGCUGUGAGUCUCUCCUGGUACAAAGGAAACAGUGUAUUGUCCAGCAUCAGUGUGUCUGAUCUCAGCAUCAGUCUCUCUCUACCUCUGGAGGUGGAAUAUCAAGAAAACAACACCUACAGCUGUGUGAUCAACAACACCAUCAGCAACCAGACCACACAUCUGAACAUCACUCAGCUCUGUCAGACAUGCAAAGGCUCUGGUCACUGCUGUGGUCCGACAGAAGCUGUGAUCCGAUUGGUCGGCUCUGCUCUCGUGGGCGUGGCUGUUGCAGCUUUUCUAGUUUAUGACAUCAGAUCCAGGAAAAAGAGAUGA
Molecule: messenger RNA, 762 nt
Organism: Danio rerio (zebrafish)
Lineage: Eukaryota; Metazoa; Chordata; Actinopteri; Cypriniformes; Danionidae
Source: RefSeq, a predicted model, not a curated record